Cannabis sativa is the source of this 1902-nucleotide messenger RNA. RefSeq names its product metacaspase-1. The transcript has 5 exons. NCBI's taxonomy places the organism in Eukaryota, Viridiplantae, Streptophyta, Magnoliopsida, Rosales, Cannabaceae. Bases 490 to 1587 code for a protein of 365 amino acids. The record is from RefSeq and is a predicted model, not a curated record. Gene Ontology annotation, biological process: proteolysis. Gene Ontology annotation, molecular function: cysteine-type endopeptidase activity.
CUACUAUAUUCCUUGAAUGAUAAAUCAGAACUAUUCCUCAUCUUUAGUGAUUAUAAAUCCCAAAAACCUGAGAAAGAAAUUCACCAUAUAUAUAAAUAUAUACCGCACUAUUCAAAACACGGCCGCGUUUGAGUUUUUUCAUUGUGUUAUUCCAACUCUUUCUUAAAAUAAAGAUAUAGCACUAUACUACUCUUGCUAGUACAUACAUCAUACAUGCAUAUAUAUAAAGAAUUAAAGGUUCAAAAAAAGGCUGCUAAUUAAAGCUAUAAUUAUAGGUAUAUAUCUCAUAUAGUCAGCUCUUCUCCUUGCCGUUGGUUUCAAUUCCAUGCAUCUAUUAUAUAUCAUUAAAAUACCAUCAUAAAAUCAUCUCCCUUUUCUCAUAAUCUUUUAAUUGGGUCACCCUCUCAACCAGCUAUAGCUAGCUAGAUUAUACGAAUUCACUAAUAAUACCUUUCCCUUUGGCAUAUAAAAAGCACUCAAGCCAUCGAUAUGAAUAUCAACAAGACAACAACAACAACAACAACAACAACAAAAGAACCUCAUAGUGCGUGUGAAGAAAAUCAACAGCAAAGUUUUUUCAGAGAAUUAUUGAGUGAAUUGUGUUGGCUGUUUAGAAGGGAUCAACAGGAAAAAAUGGGUUACGGGUCGUCGUAUGAGUCUCUCAAUUAUACUACUAAGCAAUAUUCAUCAUCAUCAUCAUCAAAUCAUCAUGUUAGAGGGAAUAAUAAUAAUAAUAAUAAUACUAAGAGGGCUGUUCUGUGCGGCGUUACGUAUAGUCAUAAGCGUAAAUUCAUGCUCAAAGGAACUGUGAAUGAUGUGAAGGACAUGAGAUACUUGUUGAUCAAUCAGUACCAAUAUCUUCCUCAAAAUAUUCGAGUCCUCACAGAAUAUGAAAAUAAUAAAGAAUUUAAGCCAACUAAGAGUAACAUUGAAUACUGGUUAAAAUGGUUGGUUAAGGACUGCAAGGCAGGAGACUCUUUAGUGUUCUACUUCUCAGGACAUGGUUUACGACAGCCCGAUUUCAAAGGCGACGAACUCGAUGGCUUCGAUGAGACCAUUUGUCCUGUUGAUUUUGUGGAGAAUGGAAUGAUCUUCGACAAUGAUAUCAACACCAUGAUUGUAAGGCCUCUCCCCACUGGUGUCAAGCUUCAUGCCAUUGUUGAUGCUUGUCAUAGUGGAACUAUUCUUGAUCUACAAUAUGUCUAUGAUAUCAAAAAGAAGAAUUGGGAAGAUCAUACUCCUCCAUCAAAAGCAUUGAAAUGUACAAAUGGUGGAUGGGCUCUUUGCCUUAGUGCUUGUGAAGAUCAUCAAUUGGCUGCUGAUACUACUGCUUUCACUGGGAAGACAAUGAAUGGUGCCACAACAUACGUGUUAAUAGAUAUACUUAAGAGAAAUCGUGAUACUGACAUAACAUAUGGAGAUCUAUUGGAUACCUUGUCUGACAUCUUCGAACGAAGUUUAGCUGACCAAGUCAAAUGCUUUAAUUCCAGAAGAUUAGCAAGACUUUUCGGCAAUAAAAUUAAUCAGAAGCCUUUGCUAUCAUCUUCAAAAAGGUUUGACAUUUACCAAACAAAAUUUUCCCUAUAAUGGUGGAUUUCUGCUAAAGGCCAUGGAUAUGCAUAACAAUAACACUUUUUUUCGUUACUAGUUUUUGUACGAAACCUUGUCGUGGUAUACUUAAUUGGAAAGAUGCCAUUGCCAAUAAUUAAGGUAAUUUAUAGAUAAACUACAUAUAGUAUAUAUACACAGUACAAAUAGUUAUGUACUUUAUUUACUUCUAUCCUCUAUAUAUAAUUGAAAUAAGGAAAUAAUAUAUGUGUAAUAUAGUUGGGUUUCAUGUAACUCUGAUGUGUACUUAUAUAAAUGAAAUAAAAUUUGUUUUCGGUUUUUGUGGAAAGAAAA